Molecule: messenger RNA, 698 nt
Organism: Mauremys reevesii (Reeves's turtle)
Lineage: Eukaryota; Metazoa; Chordata; Testudines; Geoemydidae
Exons: 3
Coding region: 1-660 (219 amino acids)
Source: RefSeq, a predicted model, not a curated record
AUGUCCCGCUCCUUUUUCGUCCGGGGCUUAAAUGCUUUACAGAUCCGGCACUUAUCUGCGAGGGCAGCGGCGCAGGGCGGGAAGGGCUGGAGGCGGGGGCAGCGGGUCCAGCCUGUGUUCAGCAGAGGGCGCCCCGCGUUCCGCUGGAGCAGAGCCGGGAGGAGCCUCCUGCGCCGCUCGGCUCGGCGCGGCCGGUUCCCAGCUGGUGCUGCCACGUCCGCUGGGCUGAGCCGGGACUCGGGCGCGGCGCGGCGCGGCUGCCGGAGCCCCACGUGCGCGGGGCGCCGGGCGGGACUGGGAGCUGCUGGUGCCGGGCGCUGGGAAGUUGGAGGCGGCAGAGCCAGGACCCUGGCGGCAAAGACAACUCCAAGGUAUGAAGACGGGAGUCAGUUUGCUCUGCGAAUAGGCCCUGGCUGUCAAAGGGGAGAUCCUGUAUGGUAUGUUGCACCUCAGGCGGAAGACCCAAUGACUGGAGCCAGGCAUUUCGGCGCAUGGCGAUGCCGGAUGCUAGGGUGCGUGCUGCCGUGUCUGCAGCAUCGAGGGAGCCCUGAAGGGAGUUGCGAGCUACAAACUUGCCCUUCUCAGCAAUGGCCCCCAAUUCCGUAUGAGCCUCUGCUGGAAGGAGUUCUUGGAAUUUUAGGACUGCAGACCAUGAAUUGAAGUUGCACCUACUGAGGAUCGCACGAUGGUUCGCAAUC